Messenger RNA from Linepithema humile (Argentine ant), 3371 nucleotides. RefSeq names its product ubiquitin specific protease 5 (gene Usp5). The record is from RefSeq and is a predicted model, not a curated record. Gene Ontology annotation, biological process: protein deubiquitination. Gene Ontology annotation, molecular function: zinc ion binding; cysteine-type deubiquitinase activity; protein binding. Lineage: Eukaryota; Metazoa; Arthropoda; Insecta; Hymenoptera; Formicidae.
UAGGUGACAACCAACGCCUCUAGUGGUAGUAAUUCACCGCAUCGUUUAGCUUCGGAGUCGCGCGAAUUCUUACAUUAUUCUCGAAGAGGAAGGGAAAUUAUUUCUCUUUUGUCAUGGAAUCGAUAGAGUUGACGCAGCACUUGAAGAAGAUCAAAAUUCCGCAGUCUGGCGACAAAAUAUACAAGGAUGAGUGCGUUUACUCCUUCGAUACACCAGACUCGCCUUCGGGUCUCUAUGUUAGUCUCACAUCCUUUUACGGCCUGGGCCAGGACCAUCUUAUGCGGUACUAUACUCAGACUCAUGAUCCUGUGUAUCUUCACAUUAAACGCACCAAAAAAGAGAUUCCAUCUGAUCAACAAGGAGAUGGUCCUGAAAAAAAGAUCACGCGGCUGGCAAUAGGAACAGUCGGUGGAUUCAUGCCUGAUCAACAAAAAUAUACUUAUGAAGAGGCCUAUCAGAUUGUCAUUUUACCAAAUUUUGUAAAGAUUGAUUAUCCUGAAGGCAAUUUGCCUCAUAAGGUGGAACAAGCAGUGGAAGCUAUAUUACACAUGGAGGGAGCAUGGGCAGCAGCACAGAUAGCACAUACAUGGGACGGAGAAGUUAGAGCGAAGUCGAAACAUGCUGCAAAUCUGAAGCAGCUGGACAAUGGCAAAAAGAUACCACCGAGCGGUUGGAAGUGUGAAAAGUGCGACCUCACACAGAAUCUCUGGCUAAAUCUGACUGAUGGCAGUAUACUUUGUGGUCGUAAGUUUUAUGACGGAAGCGGCGGCAAUGGCCACGCAAUGGAGCACUAUCGCACAACUAACUAUCCUUUGGCGGUGAAGCUGGGCACGAUCACUAAAGGUGGUAAAGCCGACGUGUACUCGUAUGAUGAGGAUGACAUGGUGGACGAUCCAAACUUAGCAAUUCAUCUGUCGCAUUGGGGCAUCAACAUCUCACAGAUGGAGAAAACGGAGAAGUCGAUGAUCGAGCUGGAACUGGAUCUAAAUCAAAAGUUUGGCGAAUGGGUGUCCCUCCAAGAAGCCGGCAGUAAAUUGACACCGUUAUACGGUCCCGGCUACACCGGCCUGACUAAUUUGGGAAAUUCCUGUUACCUGAAUAGCGUCAUACAAACAUUAUUCAUUGUUCCGGAUUUUAUUAAUAAAUAUGUCGACAAGGCGCCCGAGAUAUUUCAAAACAAUUACUACGAUGCACCGUUGAAUGUUAACGUUCAAAUGGCAAAAUUGGGAGUUGGUUUGCUCUCCGGCAAGUACUCCGAGCAGCCGAGCAAAUCUGGUACAGACGACGAGUCGCGGCAAGGUAUUCCCCCAAGGAUGUUUAAGGUCCUGAUCGGUCGCGAGCAUCCUGGUUUUUUCUCGAAUCGGCAACAAGACGCUCAGGAAUUUCUCCUUUACCUCAUUAACUUACUCAAUCGCAACAGUCGGCACGAGGUAUGCCCAACAGAAUGCUUCAAAUUUAAAGUGGAGGAAAGAUAUCAAUGUGGCAAAUCUAAAAAAGUUAAGUACACUUAUCGGCCGGAAUACAUUCUGCCGCUGCCAAUACCGCUGGAGGCUGCAGUGAACAAGGAUGAAGUGGCUGCUUAUGAGGCUCAGAAGAAGGAAGCCGAAGAGAAAGGACAGAAGCUAGAUUCCAAUACUCUUGUGAGACCCCGUAUAAAAUUGUCGUCAUGUCUGGACAGUUUCAUUCGUUUGGAAAUUGUGGAACAGUUUUAUAGUUCAGCGUUGAACGCGAAAACAACGGCAUUUAAAGUGACGAGACUGGCCAGUUUCCCGGAUUAUUUGCUGAUUUACUUGAAAAAAUUCACAGUUAAGGAAGAUUGGACGCCCAUCAAAUUGGAUGUGGCAGUAGAGAUGCCGGAUACGGUGGAGUUGAACUUUCUGCGCGGAAACGGUCUGCAGCCCGACGAGAAAUUACUGCCGGACGGCGCACCGCCGCCGCCACCGGUUUACGACGCGGUUCUUCUGAAUGAACUGACGGACAUCGGCUUCCCGCUGAACGCUUGCAAGCGUGCCUUGUACUUCACAGAAAACAGCAACAUCGAGGCUGCAACGGACUGGUUGAUGGAGCACAUUUCGGAUUUCGACUACAACGAGCCGUUUAUACCACCAGGAGUUGAUAUUAAGCCAAGCGACGAUAAGUUUGAAGCGGAUCAAGCUGCUUUGGAAAUGGUAAUGGCCAUGGGCUUUACACGGGAGCAAGCAACGAAAGCGCUCAAGGCGACUAACAAUAAUUUAGAGCGUGCGGCUGAUUGGAUUUUCAGUCAUCAGGCAGAACUUGAUGCCCAGGAAGUAGAUCCUACGGAUGGGACUCGGAUAGGAACGAAUACCCCGGCUGAAGAAACAUUCAAAGACGGAAGCAGUCGAUAUAAACUAGUGGGCUUUAUAUCGCAUAUGGGUACAUCGACGAUGGUAGGCCAUUACGUUUGUCACUUACUCAAGGAAGAUCGAUGGGUGAUAUUUAAUGAUGAAAAAGUCGCUUUGUCGGAAAAUCCACCGAAAGAAUUGGGAUACAUAUACAUGUACCAACGAAUCAAUAAUUAAUAUAUACUGUUUUGUAUAAAGAUGUUCAAUAAUAAAAUACGAUGCAAAUGCUCUUCAUAUUAUGUGUAUAUAAUACAUGCAACAAACGUGCGCCAAAACAAUAUGUCGAAUAAUAUGAUCAACUUAUUUACGAUACCAGGGAUGCAGUGAGGACACAGCAUACAAUGUGAAACUUUCACUUUAUUUUCUAACAAUGGCACAAUUCUCAACAUGUUCUAAAAUGCUUUGCAGUUAUAAUUAUCAAUUGAAAUAUUCUUUUCUUUCUUAUAAUUGUUUUUCUAUAAAUAUAAAUUCAAAAAAGCAGACUUUUAUUUUUAACAAACGGUUUAUAAAUGCAUAUACAUAGUCUCUCGGAAUCUAUGGCAAUGUACAAUCUUUCGCGUGUUAAUCGAUUUAACAUCGAAAUAAUCGUGAAAUAAUACAUAUAUUUUGAUUAAUACAUAUCUUUUGAUCCUACAUAUAUAUUUUUCUCUGCAUAAAGUCUCUCUUAGCCUAAGUACAUGGAAAGAUCCAAAAUUUUCUUUGGAGACGGAUUCAUUUAAUACUUUAUGUUUUGUGUCAAGUUAACAGGCACUAUAACAGGCUCCAGGAGUGCACUUGUAUUUAUCGAACUGCUUAUGAUAUAUAUUUAUGUAUUUAUAUGUGUAAAAAGCUUUGAAAAAAAUAUUUCGAUCUAACAGUAAGUAGAAGGCCACCAGCUUAGAGCAGUUAGAAUAAUAGAGAAAUAGCAUUUUUCUUUGCGGAAGAGGAGAGAAAUUCGAUGAUUUUCCAAAAAUUUAUAAAUUAUUUUAUAAAUUAUAUAUAUUCACUAUUCGCGUGUGCUAUUCGCAA